CCGAUAUUUAAGCUGUAGGAAAGAACUCUCAGAACUCCUGCUUGUCUAAAAAGAGAAAAAUAGCAAAAGCGGGAAUGAAAGUCUGAGUGUUAGAUAUAUAUCCAGAGAGAGAGAGAGAGAGAGAGAGAGAGAGAGAGAGAGAGAGGAAUAAAGUAAACAACAGAAACAGAGCGAUAAAGGGGUGGAGCAGCUGAAUCUGGAAGCAGAAAACUUUUCCCAGCAAGUUCAGGCAGCUCUGACUCACACAGACACACACACACACACACACACACACACACACAAGGAACACAGUGUGUGAGGCGUGGUGAACGAGUGCAGACGGAUUGAACAUGGGUGAAGACGAGUUGCAGGUGGAGAAAAGCAACAUGGAAGUGGAACACGAGAGUCAGGAGCUGUUGGUGCCGUCUGACCCCCAGGUGUCUCACAAUGACCCGUCUCACAAUGACCCGUCUCACCUCCUGCAGCUGGGUGAGACCCAUGAGGUGAACGCCAUCACGGUGCUGACUCUGCUGGACCAGCUGGUUAAGAUGCUGGAUUCUGUGCAGGAGAAGCAGCAGCACAUGGAAGAGUGGCAGGGUGUGAUGGAGGAAUCGGUGCGUCACAUCCAGAAUGACAUGAACAAACUGGUGAAGAACAACAGUGUGACGACGAACAGCGUGAGCAAACUGCUGGAGAAGAACCGCAAGAUCAGUGCCAUCAUGAAGGACGUAAGGGAGAAGAUGGAGAGGCAGACAGGUCAGGUGAAGAAGCUGGAGGACAACCACAACUACCUGCUGCACAGAGACAACUUCAGAGUGCUUAUCUUCCAGGAUGAGCACGAGAUUCCUUCCAGUGUGUUUGUAAAGGAUUCGAUUCAUGAUGCUGAAAAUGAAUCCCUCUCUCCUGAUGCUAACCGCUCACAGGAAGAGGGUGAGCUUCACACCGUCCAGCUUUCCUCAGAUGAGGAUCUUGAUGAAGAGCAGGAGGAUGAGGAACAGUUUGUGGAAGUGAUAGAGCCACUAGAGAAAUCUCGUGCUGAGAAGAUCAAACGCUCCAGUCUAAAAAAGGUGGACAGUCUGAAAAAGGCUUUCUCCCGUGAAAACUUUGAGAAGAAGAUGAACAAGAUAGUCUCUGUGGAGAAACGUGAGAAGAUCAAGAAGAGUCUGAGUCAGAAGAACAAGGGCGGUUCUUUUAAAAUCUUCCACACCAAGAAGAAUCGGGAUGGAGGUGAGGAACAUGCAGAGCAUGAGACCUUCAGUGAGAUCCAUGCUGACCUCGCUCCAGCUCAGGAGGAAGACGCAGAGCUCGAGGAACUGGCCAAGGAGAAGAUGGGAGGGGCCAAGGAGAAAGAGGAAGUGGAGGAAGUGGAGAAGGAGGAAUUGGAAGUCAACAAAGUGGUGGUCUCACUGGAUGAUAGUGCUGAGAACGUGCUGUCAAUCACAGAGGGGCUCAGGGCAGAGUAUGCUCUCUCAGCUACUCUGCCUCAGGAAACCACCCACAUAUCCCACAAUGCACUGCAUGGAGAGGAGGAGGAGGAGGAGGAAGAGGAAGAGGAAGAGCACAGAGAGAGAGAGGAAGGUGAUGAAGGUAAAGAGGAAAACACUGCAGCUGAGAUAAGAUCUUAAAGCUUGUUCAUUUCACUCCUCCUGCUGAUCUCAGUGCUGAUACAUUGGAAAUGAUGAUGUCAUGAUGAUGUAAUGAUGUAAUGAUGUCAUGCUGAAACAAGAGCAUUUCCAGAACUAGGUAAAAUUCUGAUGUCACUGGGUUUUUUUUACUGGAAUUAACCAUGUAAGUGUAAACAGUGUUUGUCAGAAACGCCUUUGUUGAUGUCUCUAAAAUCCAAAAAUCUAACAUUUAGUGUGUAAAAUUUUAACUUCUAUUAAAAAAAGUGAGAAAAACAUCAGAAAUUCUGAAUACACAACACAUACUGCAUGAUCUUUAAAAAGACACUACAAUAAGAUGAAUGUCUAAUGUUUUAAUCUCGUAUCUACAUUCAUGUAACUCUUGAAACUUUACUGAAAUAUUCGUGAAAUAUUAAACUUUAAUCUCUUUUUCAUCCUUAACACUUUUACAUACAAAGUGAAGAUGAAUAACUCAUAACCUCAUAAACUGUUCACUUGCCUCUUUGCUCCUGUUUCCAUAUUAUUCUGCAAUAAAGAAAUAAAGGUUCUGAACUUUGUGCUUA
Tachysurus vachellii is the source of this 2164-nucleotide messenger RNA. RefSeq names its product caveolae associated protein 2b (gene cavin2b). NCBI's taxonomy places the organism in Eukaryota, Metazoa, Chordata, Actinopteri, Siluriformes, Bagridae. Gene Ontology annotation, cellular component: cytoplasm; caveola. The transcript is spliced from 2 exons. The coding region runs from base 330 to 1604 and encodes 424 amino acids. The record is from RefSeq and is a predicted model, not a curated record.